This is a messenger RNA of Xenopus tropicalis (tropical clawed frog), 730 nucleotides long. RefSeq names its product chromosome 6 C8orf82 homolog gene 2 (gene c6h8orf82.2). The transcript is spliced from 3 exons. Bases 1 to 642 code for a protein of 213 amino acids. The record is from RefSeq and is a predicted model, not a curated record. Lineage: Eukaryota; Metazoa; Chordata; Amphibia; Anura; Pipidae.
AUGGACAGAGACAAGACCGUAAGGGAAGAUUACUGGACAGAUGAAGUGCAGUGGGAAGUAGCAAUGAGAAUUCAGUACCAGAGAUGGGAGAAAGUACGGAAGAUGGAGACAGUUAGGAAGGAAGCGAUGGCAAAGAUGGGGACGAUGACAUGGGAGACCUUUUUCUUGGAUGAUGCCAAAGUGAAGAAUUUCAUCACCUGCUAUAAAGACCCGCGGUUCCUGACGUUCUUCUUCAGGCGGCUCCGGAGGAACGAGACGGGUCGGUACCAGGAGAAUUUCCCGUACGUUUCCCCCUGUGGCCGGGAGAGGAAUUUCAUUCGCUGCGACGACCGGCCAAUUGUAUUCAGCCACCUGCUGAGCGGCGGGGCCCCCGGGGCCCAACUCCUGUCGUACUGUGGGGGGGGGGACAGACUGACGGUGCCGUUCGAGCCGGAGAAGCUGGCGGUGCAGCCGGACAGUGGGCGCUUGUACCACCCCGCGCCGGGCAGAUGUGGGGGCGUUGGAUUGGUCAGGUCAUCGCUGGCGUUUGAGUUAAGUUCUGGCUUCGAAUACGGCGCCAACUCCAUGGGUGCCCCCCCCACCCACUUCCACUGGAACGGCACCCGCGUGCCCCUCACUCACCAGCUCCUCCCCCUGCUCUGAGCCCCUGUGCCCCCUGGGUAUAAGGAUGGUGCCCGGCUGUGGGCGGCGCCCGGUGGUACCAAGUGAAUAAAUUGUGCAGUUAAUCAAG